UGAAAAUAGUAGAACUAUCAGUAUUGACGCAUAACCAUUGGAGAUGCCAGACCUGACGGAGGACGAGGACACGACGUCGCGCUUCCUGGCCAAGUACGGCGUGGCCAAGCUGGCCGAGCAGUGGAGCCUGUCGCCGGAGGUGCGUGCUACGCUGGCCAAGCUAAAUAUUCGCUCGUUCUUCCCCGUACAGGCUGUGGCCAUCCCGAAGAUCCUAGCCAGUGACAGCGACCGCGUGACGGAUAUCUGCAUCUCAGCGCCAACAGGUAGCGGUAAGACGCUCACAUACGUGGUGCCCAUCGUUCAGCGCUUAUUGCCGCGCGUUGUAUGUCGCGUGCGAGCGCUCAUCGUUUUACCCAGUCGUGACCUGGCCGUGCAGGUACACCAGAUCGUACAGCAGUUUGUCCAGGACACACCGCUUAAGUGUGGGCUGGCCAUCGGCCAAAACAACUUUGCAGCAGAGCAAGCCGCCCUGGUGGGCGCUGUUUCAGGGGCCAGGGUGGCCUCUACGACUGAUGGAGGACACAGCUUGGUGGACAUUCUGGUGGCCACCCCGGGCCGUCUAGUUGACCACCUGGAACAGACGCCAGGCUUCACGCUGCAGCACCUGCAGAUCAUGAUCGUCGAUGAGGCCGACAGACUACUGAACCAGUCGUACCAGGACUGGAUCCCCAAGGUAUACGCAAGUGUCUUCAACGGCCAGGAGGUGGACGAGGACGGUCUGGCCGUUGGCGUCGGCGUCACCUGCCGCCGCCAAGAUUCCAUCAACAGACGCCGCAUCCGUACGCCGCUCACACGAGUAUUACUGUCUGCUACAUUGACACGUAACCCGAGAAAACUGGCGGCCAUUGGUAUGAGCAAUGCUGAGCUGACCAAGAUCGGCCGCAUUGACGAUCCGCUGGCCGAUAACGCCAAACAGGGCACUGCCGGCGAUUCGGACGAUGAGGAUGAAGACGGCGACGAAGCUUCUGGAGCUGCGAAUAUGUACUCGACGCCAACGAAUUUGGAUGAAUACUGGAUCGAGUGUGACACUGGAUCGAAGCCGCUGGUGCUGUUGGAGCUACUGAGCGAGUUUGCAGGAUCACUGUCCAUUAUCUUCACGGCCAGUGUGAACUCUACGCAUCGUCUGGCCCGAUUGCUCCAAUUGUAUUCUACCGACCCUGAGCGUAUUCGUGAGUUCUCCAGUAGUCUUUCGCAGAAACAAAGAUCGGCCUUGGUUGCUGACUGCAAAGCUGGACGUGUGGAGACAGUCGUGUGUUCCGACGCAAUGGCCCGUGGUAUGGAUAUCGAGGACGUCGCGAACGUCGUGAACUACGACGUGCCGUCGUUCAUAAAGACCUACAUCCACCGUGUGGGUCGUACAGCUCGUGCUGGCCGUCAUGGCCGUUGCGUGACGCUCGUGAAAAUGGGUCAGAUGAAGGGCAUGAUGCGUAUGCUCAAGAAGGCCGACAAUAAUAAGCUGAAGCCGUACCCGCUCCAACAGGAGCACAUGAAGACGCUGGUGCCUCGCUACACUGAUGCUUUACAACAGCUUAAGGACACACUCGAAGCAGAGAAGGCUGGCAAGCUCCAGGCCACCUCUAUUCUUCGCAAAAACAAGAUCACUACAAGUGAGCGCAACAACGAUGACGUUGCAGAGGAGGGGAAUUUGGAUGAGGAAGUUGUUACUGCAGACAAGAAGCGAGCGUUCUCGGUGCUAAACGCGCAGCUGGAGCGGAACUUGGGACACAGAAAAGUGCGCAAGGAGUGACCAACCAAUCACCUAGAUAGAUAGAGUACCAACAUGUUGCAGCUUUAAUUCUAUGCCGACGUCUGCACCUCAGUAUCCGUCUGUGGAGGUGAUUCAUCCUUCUCGUCUUGUCGACGUUUCUUGCUGGGAAUUGACGGUUCACCGCGCUC
Phytophthora nicotianae INRA-310 is the source of this 1896-nucleotide messenger RNA. RefSeq lists its product as hypothetical. The transcript has a single exon. The record is from RefSeq and is a predicted model, not a curated record. Gene Ontology annotation, molecular function: ATP binding; nucleic acid binding. Bases 44 to 1747 code for a protein of 567 amino acids. Lineage: Eukaryota; Oomycota; Peronosporomycetes; Peronosporales; Peronosporaceae. Gene Ontology annotation, cellular component: nucleus.